UGCAGAUGGGUGAAAAACAGUCAAAAAUCUGUGAAGAAAAACUUUCAGAGUGACAUUCAGUCAGAACUGGUAGAACUAUCAUUGCCUUUUACUUCAUUAUUCUUACGCAGUACCGAAGGAACUGAGUUUAACCGUGCUUUGCAAAGCAGUCAGGACUGAAAGUCUUACCUGCUCAUAGGAGGCUCCAAAACUGGAAAAGGUCAUUAACAGGCGAUUAAAAACUUCAUUAUUAUCCAAUAUUAUUUUCAUUAGCGAGGAGGAAAAGAUGGAUGUAUUUAGAGCACUUGGAAAUGAGACGCUGUUGUCCAAUUCCUCUGGUCCUGCUCGAUGGGAUCCCUUCCACCGUCCUUUGGACUCCAUCCAGCCCUGGCACUUCAGGCUUGUGGCAGCAGUGAUGUUUGUGGUGACCUCCCUGUCUCUUGCUGAGAACCUGGCUGUGAUCCUGGUAACUUUUAAGUUCAAGCAGCUGAGACGACCUGUCAAUUAUGUUAUAGUGAAUUUGUCUGUGGCUGAUUUCCUGGUCUCACUGACUGGUGGCACCAUUAGCUUUUUAGCCAAUCUAAAAGGCUAUUUCUAUAUGGGGCGCUGGGCUUGUGUACUGGAAGGAUUUGCUGUCACGUUUUUUGGCAUUGUGGCUCUCUGGUCUCUUGCUCUUUUGGCUUUUGAGCGGUAUGUCGUGAUCUGCCGCCCACUGGGAAAUAUGCGCUUGAGAGGGAAGCAUGCUGCCCAGGGAAUUGCCUUUGUGUGGACCUUUUCCUUCAUUUGGACCAUUCCACCAACCAUGGGUUGGAGCAGCUACACCACCAGUAAGAUUGGGACUACCUGUGAGCCUAAUUGGUAUUCAGGAGCUUAUAAUGAUCGUUCCUACAUUAUUGCAUUCUUCACUACCUGUUUUUUAGUGCCUUUAUUGGUAAUUUUGGUAUCCUAUGGGAAACUGCUGCAGAAGCUAACAAAGGUGUCAGAUACACAAGGCAGGUUGAGAACUGCCAGGAAACCUGAAAGACAAGUGACUAGAAUGGUGGUUGUUAUGAUCAUUGCUUUUCUGAUCUGCUGGAUGCCAUAUGCCACCUUUUCUAUCCUAGUCACUGCAUACCCUUCCAUUGAACUGGAUCCUCAUCUGGCAGCAAUUCCAUCUUUCUUUUCCAAAACGGCUACUGUUUAUAAUCCAGUUAUUUAUGUGUUUAUGAACAAACAGUUCAGGAAGUGCCUGAUACAGAUGUUCAGGUGUAGUGCCAUAGAGUCUGCAGAGUCCAACAUGAGCCCAACUUCAGAGAGAGCAACGCUCACCCCAGACAAAAGGGGCAGUCAGUUGUCGAUCAUGGCAGUACGAAGCACCAUUUCUUAGAGGAAAAAUGGAGAUGAACACAGAAACUGCAAUUCUUUUGCUCAGCUGACAGCUUCAGGAAACAAAAUCUGUCUCUUGCAAAAGGUAGAUAUGAUCGUUAAUGCAAUACAGCAGUGUGUUUCCUCGUUACCCCAUCACUUCAUACUAAAGAUGUCAUUGGGGCCAUUGUGCUCUGUCUCAUAGACACUAACUUUAAGAUUCUGAGCUCCCAAGUGCAUAUAAGAGCUGCUUGGCUGUGCAGUUGCAGUUGAAGACCAGCCAGAAAGUGAGUCCCUUUCUCUGUGUUUGUCUUAGCAAUCCUACUUGCCCCCUGGUGUAAAACAAUGGAAGCCCAGCAUUAUUGUGCUGACACAUAAUACAGCAAAGAAAAGAGUUUCAUUGAUGACUGCACCUUAGUCAGCUGGGCAAAAAUAUGAAGUGAUGCAUGGCUUCAGUAUGUUAAUGGAAAAUGAGUAAUAUUUAGCACACAGCUGACUCAAGCUCAACCACACAGAGAUGCAUGGAGACACAGGCUUGAGUGCCUUUUGAUUUGUUCGGAAAUUUCUACUAAAAAAGCAGAGGAAGCAUGAGGUCUCUGCACUUAUGUCUAUCCCAGAUGAGAACCUCAUUCGGGCCACUAAAUUUUCCAACACCGUGGAUGAGCUAUGCAUAUUUCCAAGGACUUUGUUAUUAAGAGCCAUUCAUAUUCUUUAUGUCCUCUGUGCCAAGAAAUCUGUACUAAUGGCAACUUUGAAAUAAAUCAACUAAUGCCAUCCUUUAGUGUGUGUGGGGGUAACAAUCUUGUACCUAUUUGUCAAUUCUCUUUAUUAGAGAAAUUUAGUUGCAAGGUAUAGCAGAGUAUAAUACUUAAAGAGUAUUCUUAAAAUAACUAAUUUGUUUAAUUUUAUUUACACGAUGCUCUUUGUCUUAAUGCCAGAUUAGAAAAAACAGAUAAAAUUUGGAUUAUUUUCUUAGUAGAAAGGUUGUUCACGUUCCCUGAUUUCAUUUUAGAAGGGUUAGAUCUAAGAAUGGGAGUUACUCUACAAAUUACUUGAGCUGCAUGUGUGAGAAUUCAUUGCAAGCCACCUGUGGUUCUGAUACUCAUCAAAUUUCAUUAGAUAGUUGGCUUUUACAAUAUAAUUUUAACCUCCGUAAACUUGAAUUUUCACAGUGCUCAAUAUUAAACCCAAACUAUAAACCUCAUUAUGAAAGCUACAUCUUUGCACAAUUCCUGUUCUUUACCACUAACUCCAUGUUAUCUACAUCAGAAAAGUCAAUACAUGUAUAAGGCUGUUAAUUUUUUUUUUAAAUAUUCUAAGACAGGAGAGUUAAGACACUGAGUUAUUAUUUGUUUGCACACCUUUGUGUUCAUUAGUUUGUUUUUAAAAAAAGAAUCUUUGCAUUUAAGACUCACAUUUUCUCUUUCAAGCAUACUUUGACCUAGGUUAAUCACACGUUAAUGGUAUGAGACAUAUUAAAUCAUGAGGAACUGGCAGUAGUGUUAAUAUUUAAUUAAAAGCAACAGAAGUAUUUUAUGUCCUGAGAAUUUGAGGAAAUGUAUUUUUCUGUACAUGUGAAAGUAAAGCAUCAAAACUUAAGUAACGGAAAAGAAAGGCACAACAUGAAGAUGCAUGGAAAACCUGGGAAAAUAAUAAGUUAAAAUUGUUUUUGCAACGUGAUUAUCAUCUGUGAUUCAGAAUCUGGUGACACAACACAGCCAGCCCUGGCAGCAGGGGUGGAAGCAAUUCACCUGUGAGACCAGAAGGGGUGGAUCCUGGCUCCACCUCUCCCUACUCUCA
Messenger RNA from Lagopus muta (rock ptarmigan), 3123 nucleotides. Its product is annotated as opsin-VA-like. The record is from RefSeq and is a predicted model, not a curated record. Gene Ontology annotation, biological process: G protein-coupled receptor signaling pathway; phototransduction; visual perception. The transcript is spliced from 6 exons. Gene Ontology annotation, cellular component: membrane; photoreceptor outer segment. Gene Ontology annotation, molecular function: G protein-coupled receptor activity. NCBI's taxonomy places the organism in Eukaryota, Metazoa, Chordata, Aves, Galliformes, Phasianidae. Bases 266 to 1345 code for a protein of 359 amino acids.